Miscanthus lutarioriparius is the source of this 1320-nucleotide messenger RNA. NCBI's taxonomy places the organism in Eukaryota, Viridiplantae, Streptophyta, Magnoliopsida, Poales, Poaceae. The record is from the annotation of a GenBank genome assembly.
AUGAGGACCAGGAAAUCGAAGACGUCGGCGUGGAGGUCGCUCCUGGGCAGCUGCCUCGGCGGCGGAGGAGGGGGAAGGGCGGCGGGGGACAGACAGCGGAAGGUGCGGCCGGGCGGCGGCGGAGGCGGGCGGCUGUCGUUCACGGACCUGAGCGGCGCGGCGGACCAGGACCUGUCGGUGUCGCUGGUGGGGUCGAACCUGCACGUGUUCAGCGUGGCGGAGCUGCGCGAGGCCACGCGCGGCUUCGUCUCCGGCAACUUCCUCGGCGAGGGCGGCUUCGGCCCCGUCUACAAGGGCUUCGUCGACGACGGCGUCAAGAAGGGGCUCAAGCCGCAGGCCAUCGCCGUCAAGCUCUGGGACCCCGAGGGCGCCCAGGGCCACAAGGAGUGGCUGGCGGAGGUGAUCUUCCUGGGGCAGCUGCGGCACCCCAACCUGGUGAAGCUGGUGGGCUACUGCUGCGAGGACGAGCACCGGCUGCUCGUCUACGAGUACAUGGAGCACGGCAGCCUGGAGAACCCCCUCUUCAAACAGAUUCCUGCCGUGCUGCCCUGGUCGACCAGACUAAACAUUGCAGUAGGCGCCGCGAAGGGUUUGGCGUUCCUCCACGACGCUGAGAAGCCGGUCAUCUACCGUGACUUCAAGGCCUCCAACAUCUUGCUCGACUCGGACUACAAGGCCAAGCUGUCAGACUUCGGUCUCGCCAAGGACGGACCGGAGGGCGACGACACCCACGUGUCGACGCGCGUGAUGGGAACGCACGGCUACGCAGCGCCGGAGUACAUCAUGACGGGCCACCUGACGGCGAAGAGCGACGUGUACAGCUUCGGCGUGGUGCUGCUGGAGAUCCUGACGGGGCGGCGGUCCGUGGACAAGACCCGGCCCAGCCGGGAGCAGAACCUGGUGUACUACGCGCGGCCGUGCCUCAAGGACCCGCUCAGGCUGGUCAGGAUCAUGGACCCGGCCAUGGAGGGCCAGUACUCGGCGCGGGCGGCCCAGAGCGCGGCACUGGUCGCGUACCGGUGCCUCAGCAGCAGCCCCAAGAACCGGCCGGACAUGUCCGCCGUCGUGCAGGCACUGGAGCCGCUGCUCGACCUCAACGACGACGUGCCCGUGGGACCAGUGGGCCCCGUUGGCCCCGUGGUGCUGUUCGUGGCGGCGGCGGAGGCCCCGGCGGCAGAGGAGAAGAAGGAGCGGGCCCCGAGGAAGGACGUCCGCCGGCGGAGGCCCAUGUCGCCCAAGGCGAGCCCCAGGAAGCGCCCCGGCGCCGGCCCGAAGGAGGAGUUCUGGGUGUGGCAUCUGCCGGCCGAGCAGAAGGCGUGA